Molecule: messenger RNA, 501 nt
Organism: Nicotiana tabacum (common tobacco)
Lineage: Eukaryota; Viridiplantae; Streptophyta; Magnoliopsida; Solanales; Solanaceae
Source: RefSeq, a predicted model, not a curated record
AUGGCGGUGUAUAAUAAGGAGCACGUAGAUUAUGAUUGUCUAGAAUACCACUGGAAGUUGAAAUUGUUAAAUGAACAGGGGUUUUGGUUCAAAAUUUUGGAAUCUAAGUCGAAGAAGAAAUUAGGUCUUUUGAUUCGGGGAUUGUUUGAACAAAUUGAAUCAGUGAAAACUGAUAUUGAAUCAGUGAAAACUGAUUCGAUAGGUUUGAUUCUUAAGCUUUUUGAAGCUGAAGGCUUGGAUGAGGAAGUCAAGAGGCAUUUCUGGGAGGAUUUGGAUGAGAUGGUGCGUGGUAUCCCGCAUACCGAGAAGCUUUUCAUAGGAAGGAAUUUCAAGGGCCACAUUAGAGUGAUGUAUGUGGGGUAUGAUGAUGUGCAUGGUGGCUUUGGAUUUGGAGAUAGAAAUGGAGGAGGAACGUCUCUGCUACACUUUGCUAGAGCAUUUGAUUUGGUGAUAGCAAAUUCGAGUUUUCCAAAGAAGAGGGAGCACUUGGUCACCUUUUGA